This is a messenger RNA of Perognathus longimembris pacificus (Pacific pocket mouse), 231 nucleotides long. RefSeq names its product beta-defensin 121-like. The record is from RefSeq and is a predicted model, not a curated record. Bases 1 to 231 code for a protein of 76 amino acids. The transcript has 2 exons. NCBI's taxonomy places the organism in Eukaryota, Metazoa, Chordata, Mammalia, Rodentia, Heteromyidae.
AUGGAUCUUCCCUAUGCCCAUCGCUUGGCUUCUGAGCAUCACUCUGAACAUGGAUGGGGCACCCAGUGCUGGGGUACGUCAGGCAGGUGCCAACAAACAUGGAAAGAGACAGAAGUAUUCCAUAUAUUAUGCCAAGCUGGGGACAAAUGCUGUGUGAAACCCAAGUAUGUUGCUGUGCCACCACGCAAAGAAAACCCCAAGAGAGGACUUCAACAAAUGUCUACAGCUUGA